AUGCCACGUAAAUACAAAGAUUUUACCACGGCUGAAGAGUUUGAAGCAUUCGUCAAUGAUUUUGAAUGGUCAGAAAGUGAAAUUGGCGAUAUAUCAGAUUAUGACGACGACAGUCUAGACGAUCCCGAUUUCAAUAUAGUGACAAAUAAUGAUGCGAAUAUCACUGAUCAGUUGGAAGAUGGUGUGUUCGAAAAUGGGAACGAAUUAGAUGCUGAACAAGUUUUAAGAAAAGAUGCCGAGGAAUUCACCAAGCUAUUGGCCGAGGCAACUAGGAAGAGAGUUAAAGAUGCCUUGGUUAGGGCCAAAGCUGAAUUGGAUCGGGAAAUUGUGAAUUUGGAAAUGAAGGAAAAACAGGCGGCAGAACGUAAAGAAACCGGACCAAAAAGAUUCUAUGUCGAACUAAAUGAAUACGGAUGGGAUCAAAGUGAGAAAUUUGUCAAACUAUUUGUAACAUUGGAGGGCAUCCAAAAUAUCGAUGAAUCAGACGUAGUUGUUAAUUUCACCGACAAUUCAAUGAACCUGAAUGUCAACAAUUUCAAUGGCAAGGAUUAUGUGCUGAUUGUAAACAAUUUACUGCAUCCCAUUGACAUACCCAAGAGCUAUCGCAAGAUUAAGACUGGCAUGAUCAUAAUUUAUCUGAAGAAAAAAUUGGAAGGUCAGCACUGGGCCUGCUUGACAUCAAUCGAGAAACGUCUCAAAGAUCAGGCCGACUCCGAGCUGAAACAAUGCAGUGAAAAUCCUUCAGAUGCCUUGGUUAAUAUCAUGAAGAAAAUGUACAACCAGGGUGAUUCGAAGACCAAACAAAUGAUUGCCAAGGCUUGGACUGAAAGUCAAGAAAAGGUUCACAAGGGUGAAUAUAAUCCAAUGGAACCGUCAUUGAGUUAA
Messenger RNA from Musca vetustissima, 885 nucleotides. RefSeq names its product calcyclin-binding protein. The record is from RefSeq and is a predicted model, not a curated record. Gene Ontology annotation, biological process: heart development. Gene Ontology annotation, molecular function: tubulin binding; S100 protein binding; ubiquitin protein ligase binding. Lineage: Eukaryota; Metazoa; Arthropoda; Insecta; Diptera; Muscidae. Gene Ontology annotation, cellular component: nucleus. The transcript has 3 exons. The coding region runs from base 1 to 885 and encodes 294 amino acids.